Penicillium concentricum is the source of this 603-nucleotide messenger RNA. RefSeq lists its product as uncharacterized. The transcript has a single exon. Lineage: Eukaryota; Fungi; Ascomycota; Eurotiomycetes; Eurotiales; Aspergillaceae. The coding region runs from base 1 to 603 and encodes 200 amino acids. The record is from RefSeq and is a predicted model, not a curated record.
AUGCAAGUAUCGCGCACAGUCUACCGCGCCGCUCUCCUCCACCUAUCCAUCAACCCCUUCGUACGCGCCUCGAUCCCAGGCACUAGUUGGACAUCCCUCAACGCGGCCCAAUCGCCAAACGCCCGGCUCUACAGCAUCCUCUUCCCGCAGUGCACAACCACCUUCAAAUCAGACUGCACGCGCCAAACACGCACAAUGAGUGACUCAUCCUCCGACUCCGCUGCUGCUGCUGCUGCCGCUGCAUCCUCAAACUCCGCUACCCAAAACGCAGACACCCAACACCAAGAGACCCACGAACAAGAACAAGAACCCAAAAAGAACCUCUACCUCCCCGCCAGUGACCCCUUAAACCCCAUCUCAAACCAACAAGGUGAGGGGAGCAUUAAAAUCGAUAUGAGCGGAGGCGGGACGGAGGUCAAAUUGGACCAUCUGGGUCCGAUGGUGGUUAAUGUGGACGGAACGUUGUCGCAGAUUGGCAACUGGCAGCAGAUGACGGAGAUUGAGAAGAGUAAUACUAUGCGGGUUCUUGGAAAGCGAAAUAAGAAGCGAUUGGAGGCUUUGAAGGCUAAGGAGAAGGCGGAGGGAGGGUCGGAUGAGGCCUGA